AUGGAAGAGGAAGAAGAAGGAUGGGAUGAGGAAGAGGAAAUGGGAGGAUGUAGGGUUCAAAUCAUUAUGCUUCACCUGCAACUGCAACUGCAAUACCAACUGCAACACGAGCUGCAAGAGAAAAUGGGAGAAUGUAUGGUUCAACAAAACUAUGCUACACCUGAAACUGCAAUUGCAACUGCAAGUUUAACUGCAACUCCAGCUUCAACUGCAAUUCUAACUGCAACUCCAGCUUCAACUGCAAUUCCAACUGCAAGAAGAAAUGGGAGAAUAUAA
Messenger RNA from Brugia malayi, 276 nucleotides. RefSeq lists its product as uncharacterized. Bases 1 to 276 code for a protein of 91 amino acids. The transcript is spliced from 2 exons. The record is from RefSeq and is a predicted model, not a curated record. NCBI's taxonomy places the organism in Eukaryota, Metazoa, Nematoda, Chromadorea, Rhabditida, Onchocercidae.